Molecule: messenger RNA, 1752 nt
Organism: Boeremia exigua
Lineage: Eukaryota; Fungi; Ascomycota; Dothideomycetes; Pleosporales; Didymellaceae
Product: Alpha/Beta hydrolase protein
Exons: 5
Coding region: 316-1617 (433 amino acids)
Source: RefSeq, a predicted model, not a curated record
UCAUGUUCCGCGCACGUUCUGGAUUGCGAGCUGUCAUUUUGUACACAAACACUUAAUCCGGAUGCGUAGAGAGGUGAUGCUCCGACGUCGAGCGCCUCACCCACGUGCACCGACCCCGCACGUACAGCUACCCCUCCUGACCUCAUGGUCGCCAAGUUUGCGUGUAGGCUUUAUAUAUGAUGAGCAAUAGCUAUCUUAACGUGUCUGCUGUACUUGUACCUGCUUCUACUGCAAGUUUCUGCAGCAAUUGAUCUUGAUUCCCUUCCCUUGACACGCUGACCAUUAUCCGACCCUUCCGAAUCCUUGAGCACCAUUAUGUCCGGCUGGGACGAUCUCACCAAGGCGCUGGGGGGCAGCAAGGACAAAUUGACUAAGCUUCUCCAGUCUGACGCCCAACUGAAGGCCUUCACCACCACAGACGCAAUUGAUAAGCCUGCGACGUUCGGCAUCAAGUCAAGCGGCUCUGACAACACUCUCCUCAUCGAAGAUGCCUUGUUCACGCUUUCGGCUCUGCCAGAGCAGUGGGAGCAGCACUUCAAAGAGACUCCCGUCAUGCCUUACCAGAGCUACUGGGGCAUGUUUGGCAUGAACAUCAAACAAAAAGGCAUUGAAGUUCUAGGCGACCAGACUGCCUUCGCACAAUGGACUCACGUGUGGCGACGCGUUCUCGAGCUCGUGCAUGAGGCUCAAUGUGGCCCACUGAAGGAGGAAGAGCAACCCGAGCAGGAGCGCGACUACCUCACCGGCCGAUACGUCUUCCUUGACGCACCUGUCUGGGGUCGUUCCAAGGUCUUCUAUGAGUUUUCUGGCGAGGGAAAACAGCAGAUUGUCUUCCUGCACACGGCCGGUAGCGACAGUCGGCAGUAUCAUGGCGUCAUGAACGACGCCCAGAUGCGCAAGAAGUGCUCCAUGUUCGCAUUCGAUCUUCCAGGGCACGGCCGUAGCUUUCCAUCAAAAAACCUUCCGCCCGGUGCGCACACGAAUACGGAGGACAGCUAUGUAGGCAUCAUCGCAGCGUUUGUGAAAGAGCUCGGACUGCGAAGACCGAUCAUCUGUGGUGCAAGCAUGGCUGGUCAGGUCUGUUUGGCAGUCGCUAUUCGUCACAGGGAAGUUGGUGCUGGGGGCACGAUCCCUCUGCAAGGAUCUGAUUACCUCAAUAUGGAACGCCAAUGGCACGACCAGUCGCCACACGUGAACCAGUCACUUUUCAACCCAGAAUGGAUUUAUGGCAUGAUGUCCCCAACUGCGCCCAAGGUUAACAAAGACCUGAUCUGGCAUCUUUACAGUGCACAGGCGUACGGCAUUUUCCACGGCGACUUGGACUUCUAUUUUGGAGGUUGGGACGGCCGCGCGCGCGUUGCGUCCAUCGACACGAACAGCUGCCCUGUGUAUAUGCUGACAGGCGAAUAUGACUGGUCGAACACGCCUGAGAUGGCGCAGAAAACGGCAGAAAAGAUCCCUGGAGCUAUGCACAAGGCGAUGCCUGGCCUCGGACACUUUCCAGCGACGGAAAAUCCGAAAGCGUUCGUACCGCACUUGAUCGAGGCCAUUGAGCACAUCCAGAAGGUCAGAAGCGAGGGUCUGAGCACAAUGCGUUUGGGUAAUGGCACCGAUUGAGCCUCACGAGCAUGUAGCCAAGUGGUAGGCCUGGUGUAUGUAUGUAAUCGCCCGCCGCGAUUUGCUUGAAGUUGAUUGAAGCGUUCUUUCUAUUCCUUCGUGCGCUUACCUAUCUCCAAUGUCACUGUAUGCCAC